CGUAUAACUUUGGUUUUCCCUUCACAAACCCUUUUUCUCCCUCGUUGUCUGCGCCCUCCUUCUCUCUUCCUCUGUUCUCAAUCGCUUUGAAUCUCAGGAAAAUGGGAGAUGAGAAGAAGCCCAAAGCCUCUGGCGUCUGGCCCACUAUCAAGCCCUUCGUCAAUGGCGGAACUGCUGGGAUGCUCGCUACUUGUGUCAUCCAGCCCAUUGAUAUGAUCAAGGUGAGGAUCCAGCUGGGUCAGGGAUCAGCAGGCGAGGUGACGAAGACCAUGCUUAAGAAUGAGGGCAUGGGUGCAUUUUACAAGGGGUUGUCAGCUGGUUUACUCAGACAAGCUACAUAUACCACUGCACGACUUGGUUCAUUCAGAAUUUUGACGGCCAAAGCCAUUGAAGCCAAUGAUGGGAAGCCCCUACCUCUGUAUCAGAAAGCUCUUUGUGGGCUAACUGCUGGAGCGAUUGGAGCUUGUGUUGGUAGUCCAGCAGAUUUGGCACUCAUUCGUAUGCAGGCUGAUGCCACCUUACCUGCUGCUCAACGCCGACAUUACACAAAUGCAUUCCAUGCUCUUUAUCGCAUUGUUGCAGAUGAAGGGGUUCUGGCUCUCUGGAAAGGUGCAGGGCCUACUGUAGUGAGAGCAAUGGCACUGAACAUGGGAAUGCUUGCCUCUUAUGAUCAAAGUGUCGAGUUUUUCAAGGAUAAUCUUGGCUUUGGCGAGGCUACUACUAUAAUAGGAGCAAGUACUGUUUCUGGAUUCUUUGCUGCUGCUUGCAGUUUACCUUUUGAUUAUGUCAAAACCCAGAUCCAGAAAAUGCAACCUGAUGCUUUAGGGAAGUAUCCUUACACAGGCUCUAUGGACUGUGCCAUGAAAACCCUGAAAGCAGGAGGUCCCUUCAAAUUCUACACAGGAUUUCCUGUCUAUUGUGUUAGAAUUGCCCCCCAUGUCAUGAUGACAUGGAUAUUCCUCAACCAAAUCCAGAAGGUGGAGAAGUCCUUUGGAUUAUGAUUUGCUGCAGGAGCGGAGAUCUCUACAUUGGAGUUCAGCUUUGCUAUCAUAAUAAUAGUAUCGUGGCUUGUGUCGUAGUUGUAGCUCGUUUUGGCAACCUCACACACCCUCAAAAGUAAAGCCAUUUUCUUUAAAUUCUCAUUUACAUUGAGUGAAGGAGAGUAAUAUAUUUCACUCGAAUUUGAGCAUUUUAGGGUUUCACUGAAAGAGAGGAUACUACGAAUCCAUUUCAAAGUGUUUUGAGAGUUUUUGAUUGAUGAUCCUUGAGGAAAAAGGAAAACUAUAUUCAAGAAGAAUAAUUAAUGUAAUAUUACUCUAUAAUGUAGGUCUACCUAAUCUACAUCUUCUGUUGCUUCAAGGCUUGCCAAGGUUCA
Molecule: messenger RNA, 1375 nt
Organism: Vitis riparia (riverbank grape)
Lineage: Eukaryota; Viridiplantae; Streptophyta; Magnoliopsida; Vitales; Vitaceae
Product: mitochondrial dicarboxylate/tricarboxylate transporter DTC
Exons: 6
Coding region: 102-1001 (299 amino acids)
Biological process (GO): transmembrane transport
Molecular function (GO): oxoglutarate:malate antiporter activity
Source: RefSeq, a predicted model, not a curated record